AUGAUAACUCAUCAUUUUCCAAUACCUGCAUCUGGUGAGAGAAAUGUUCAGAGUCUGUCGUCCGCUGGGACGCCCUUACAAGAAACAGAGAAAUCGAAGGUCGAGACUGAAGAGCAGAGUAAAGAGGGAGGCAAAUUCCCUAUUCAGGAGGAAGGUUUUGAAGAAUUUAAAAAGGAAAAGCCAGUGCAAGAGACGCAAGUAUCAAGAGAAGCGCAAAAAGUGAAGGACGAGGACAUAAGAAAAGCGGGCGAAGACGAGAGAUUCCAACAAGAAUUUGGUAAAGGAGAGCCACUUCAGGCCGAAAACGACCGUUCCACCGAAGCAAGUGAAAGUUACAAAGAAGAGGCGUCACCCAUACAGGAGACGAUGGCCGCGGGUAAAGGGCCUUUUGAAGAGACUGGGCUUGAAGUUGGCGUGAAGAUACAGCAUUCGGACGAGAAGGAAUAG
Messenger RNA from Pocillopora meandrina, 447 nucleotides. The record is from the annotation of a GenBank genome assembly. Lineage: Eukaryota; Metazoa; Cnidaria; Anthozoa; Scleractinia; Pocilloporidae.